CCUGAGCUUAUGAUAUCGGUAAGAUUCUAUGGAACAAGAGCAUAUCUUAUAGACAAAAGUCUUAUACCAGUAGUUUUGUUCUGGAUUGACCCAGUUGUUGGAUAUAACUUCAUAACAUAUGGUUCAUUCGAUACUGAACGUUGCAGUGAAGGCUUACUUUAUAUCGUUCAGAAACCAAAGGACUUCAAUACAAAGAGAUAUAAGAUAGGAAGAACAUAUAAUAUAACUCAAAGAUAUGACAGUACAGUCAAUAGAGUCAAGGUUGUGUUCGUUAAUGAUAUGAGAGCUGCUGAAACAGAACUACUCGAAAAGUUUGAGAAAAUGUAUGGUGCUCCCAUAAAAGGUAAAGAAACGUUUGAAGUAGAUGAGAUAGCUAAAGCUAUAAAAUUAUUUGACGAAGUUGCUGAAAAAUACAUGUAA
This is a messenger RNA of Trichomonas vaginalis G3, 420 nucleotides long. RefSeq names its product organellar and viral DNA polymerase type B. NCBI's taxonomy places the organism in Eukaryota, Parabasalia, Trichomonadida, Trichomonadidae. The annotation marks the transcript as partial. The transcript has a single exon. The record is from RefSeq and is a predicted model, not a curated record.